AUGAAGCACCUCAUCCUCCUCGGGGCCAUCCCGCGCUUCCCCGAAGAGGACGCAAAAUUGCGGGCGACAAGCCUGCGCGUUCGGCGAGGAGGCAAUUGCCCCAACACGAUCGAAGUUUUGCAGCAGCUGCUCAGAAACCCGCCAGGCGGCGGCGACGAGUCUUCACCUCAGGAUGAGGUGCCGCAGAUGCACCUCGUCUCACCCCUGCCGGAGCGCCAGUCGCAGGCAACAGCGAACAUCAUCGCCUCACUAACGCCGACGUCACCAUCGUCAGGCCGGGAGCCCUCGCCCUCCUCGUCAGCCGUCAACUUUGACCACUCUCUCUUCCGCGCGAGCCACCAGGUGCCGGCGAGCUGCUACAUCCUCCGCAGUGAGGCGACGGGCAGCCGGACAAUCGUAAACCACAAUGACCUCCCCGAGAUGACGGCCGCCGAGUUCCUGAUCGUCGCAGAGGCGUUCCGGGGCCGUGGAGAGAAGACGUGGUGGCACUUUGAGGGGCGGAUCCCGGAAACGACGCUCGAGUGUGUCCGAUCGUUAAGACGCGUGCUGGGCGCGAGUGCGACGGUAAGUGUCGAGGUCGAGAAGCCCGGGAGACCUGGGCUCAGGGAACUCGCCGCGGAAGCGGACGUCGUCUUUUACUCCAAGAGCUGGGCCGAGCACUGCGGCUACACAUCUGCUGAGGCUUGCUUGAGAGGGGAGAGCCAGCCGCGAGCCUCUCUGGCUAUGAUCACGUGGGGGGCCGAGGGGGCAUCGUGCCUAUCGCUGCAAGAUCAACGUUACGUCGAGCGUCCGGUCGAGCACCCAGUCCAGCAUGUGGUUGACUCGGUAGGUGCUGGAGACACGUUCGUUGCAGGCAUGCUUUACGGACUCAUUUGCCGGGAGCGUUGGGAGCUGGGAGAGAAGCUCGGCUUCGCGGUCGACCUGGCCACUCUCAAAGUCCAGCGCGAGGGGUUCAGUGGGCUGGGAGACGAUAUGCAAAGUCGUGCUAGCGGUGGGUCGUCCGUAUCGGAUCAGGCCAGGCAAUGA
Molecule: messenger RNA, 1026 nt
Organism: Colletotrichum aenigma
Lineage: Eukaryota; Fungi; Ascomycota; Sordariomycetes; Glomerellales; Glomerellaceae
Gene: KHK
Product: Ketohexokinase
Exons: 5
Coding region: 1-1026 (341 amino acids)
Molecular function (GO): kinase activity
Source: RefSeq, a predicted model, not a curated record